AUGUCAGUUUGGGGCAUGGAUGCUCUCGGACCAAUUGAGCCUGCUACCUCAAAUAGUCAUAGGUUCAUUUUGGUCGCCAUUGAUUAUUUCACAAAGUGGGUGGAAGCUGCUUCCUACAAAGUUGUGACGAAGAAAUUUGUGGUCAAUUUUGUUCGCAACAAUUUGAUAUGUCGUUUUGGAGUUCUAGAGUCUAUCAUCACAGACAAUGGAGAUAAUCUGAAUAGUUAUUUGAUGAAAGAGAUAUGUGAAAAAUUCAAAAUUAUCCACCGUAAUUCAAUUGCAUAUUGUCCUCAAAUGAAUAAAGUUAUGGAAGCUGCUAAUAAGAAUAUCAAGAGGAUAUUGAGAAAGAUGAUUGACAACUACAAAUGUUGGCAUGAAAAUUUGCCUUAUGCUUUGCUAGGUUGUCGCACCACAAUUUGA
Solanum verrucosum is the source of this 420-nucleotide messenger RNA. RefSeq lists its product as uncharacterized. The coding region runs from base 1 to 420 and encodes 139 amino acids. Gene Ontology annotation, biological process: DNA integration. The record is from RefSeq and is a predicted model, not a curated record. Gene Ontology annotation, molecular function: nucleic acid binding. Lineage: Eukaryota; Viridiplantae; Streptophyta; Magnoliopsida; Solanales; Solanaceae. The transcript has 2 exons.